Molecule: messenger RNA, 1899 nt
Organism: Dovyalis caffra
Lineage: Eukaryota; Viridiplantae; Streptophyta; Magnoliopsida; Malpighiales; Salicaceae
Source: the annotation of a GenBank genome assembly
AUGAUGGAUUUGCAUUUGAAGAAUUUGUAUGGUAGAUUUCAGGAGCAAUUUGGUUCUGGUCCUGGGCUUGGUCCUGGAUCAGGGACGUGUCUAAUGAAGAUAGAGGGAGUUUCUCCUAAUUUCAUUAAGUCUAUAUAUAAAGGUUCUGCUACUCUUUAUAGAACUGAACCAUGGAAAAGAUUGCGUCCGGGGCAUGUUUUUGGUAUCCGGGUUGGGAAGGAUUCGGAUUGGUCUGGCAAGAAACAGCCUUUUCCUUGUGUUCAGUUUGUAGGAGGUGAUGGUGGUGAUGUUGGGUUUCAUAUGUUCCGAUCUGAAAGUGACGCUAAGAAAAUGACUGGAUCGAGGGAGACAAUUCGUGUUCCGAAUAUUGAGCUUUUGAGGGUCACAUAUGAGCCCGAGUCUUUGAUGUUUCCUUCAAAUAAGAGAAUGAUCAAGUCUUUGUCAUUGGAAGCGUCGGGUACUGAUAGGUUUCCUGUCAUUGAUGUUGCACGCUGUAUGUCUUCUUUUGAGCUUCAGUUUAGGAAUCCUACAGUUGAAGAGCUUAGGUUUGUGUAUGCGUUCAUGAUAGCUAUUUCUCUUGUGCAUCCAUUACUCCAGGAAGAUAAAGAAGGUGCUCCAAAAUGGUCAAGGCUGAUGUAUUUUGAACCAUUUAUUGAGACUGUGGAUGUUCAAUGGCCUCCAGAAAUGGCCAAGGGUCAUGACCUUGUUGCAGUUACUGUCUCCCAUCCGCCUGGCCAGGCAUAUGUGGAAAAGGCGAGCUCGACAGGUAGUUCAACACCCACCAAGUAUGCUGAACCACCGAGGGAGGAGAUCUUUGUUGAUGUAAGAGUAAAUUCAAAUGGCAUCUUGAGGCAGUGUACAUUGUGCGAGAAAGAAGUUCAUGGAGACCAGUCUCAAUGUUGUGCACAGUGUCGUGCUGUGGUCUAUUGCAGUUCUCUGUGCCAGAAGCAGCACUGGAAGACACAUAAAAGCAUGUGUGGUCUUUACAAGGCUAUGAUGGAAAGGGAAGAAGAGCUGGCAAUGAAAAUCUUUUUGUUCCCAUGUUCUGCUGACCAGCCUUGUAAAUGGCUUGAGUCAUUGGGCAUCCAUCGAAAAGGCAUGUGGAGAAGGAAGUGUGGUUGCUAUGCCCACUGCCCUUUUGGUCUCCUUCCUAUCAAAGGUGGGCUUUGGGACUCAUGGGGUGGGCUGGAUGACGAGGAGUACCCUCGUGAUUCCCCUUUUCACAACCAUAUGAGAGAUGGGAUAUCAAGCCCAAUCCUUCUUUCUGGUUGGUCAGAGUACUAUAAUCUUCGGUCACUACCAUUAUCAAGCCCUGUUGCUGACAUUCUCUCUCACCCAUUAACAGUUUAUUACAUAUUAACUGCUCUUAAUAUCAGUUCGAAGAACCUCUUACUCAAAGGGAAAGAGGUGAUUGUUCACUACCUUGGUCCUGAAGGGGAGUUAGAUUGGAUGCCUGCAUUUGCAGAGAUUGGCCAUAUGCUCAAUGGAUCGGGUAAUAUACAUGUUGUAAUGGUGGGACCUGAAGUUCCAACUAACUUGUCGGGCACAACUUCAGGAAUUAGUAGUAGAGUGAGGGUGAAUCUUGUGAGGGGCAUUUAUCAGGAUGAAGCCACCUAUCUGCCUUACCCGCAUGUCAUAGUUGCAUUGAACUGUGGAGCGGAGAGCUAUUCAGCUUGGGGUGGAGCACUUGAAUUGAUAAAGUCUAGAGGUGUUCCAGCCUUCUUCACAGAGCAGUCUGAAAUUUCAUGUGCAAAUGCUAAGCAGGUUCUUCGUGGAGCCGGACUACACAUUACCCAUCCGGUGACACCAAAUCCUUUCCGCUCUCCAGUCAAGACUCAUGGUCUUUCUAACAAUCUUCCUUCGUAUAGCAAUGGUUUUGUGCUUGGGGUGAAUACAUGA